Messenger RNA from Cladocopium goreaui, 762 nucleotides. NCBI's taxonomy places the organism in Eukaryota, Dinophyceae, Suessiales, Symbiodiniaceae. The record is from the annotation of a GenBank genome assembly.
AUGCAUUGCUUGCAGACACGGGCUCGGUCUGGGGCCUGGCGAGCCCGAUGCACCCGAUGCACCCGAUGCAUGUGCCAUGCCACGGCUUCAGAAUCUGUCAACAUCCAGGCACCGAAUCUGCUGAGAGUGGUAAGGAGUUCGGCUGGAGGUGACCGACUCCGAGUUUACCCCAGCCUCGCCAUGGGAGAAGACAGGUCCGGAGGUGCCCAAGCACCUUGCAUCUUCGUACAUGCAGGCUCCAGCCCUUCUGAGAGACGCUGGCUUGGAGUGGGGGGAUCAUUCACUGAGGCGUCAGCUGUUACUUGGAAGAAGCUUUCGCCCAGAAUGCAGGAGGAGAUCAUCACUGCGUAUUUUCAUCCAACUCGUGGCCUUCGUUACAACUUGGGAAGGGUACCCAUUGGAUCCUGUGACUUCUCUUUGUACAACUGGAGUUGUGGGGAGAUCGCCGAAGGCGACUGGGACUUGAAGGGCUUCAGCAUCAAGCGGUAUGAGGAAGCCAUCCUGCCAAUGCUUCGGGCUGCGUCGAAACAUGUGAAGCUUGCCCUGAUGGCAAGUCCUUGGAGCCCACCUCCAUGGAUGAAAACCGUGAAGAGUUUCCACGGUGAAGGUCAUUUGCGAGCUGACUGCAGAGAGGUGUGGGCGAAGCACUUCGUGCGAUUUGUGGAGGUCCCAUUGGACUGCGAGAGUUCCCAAUCCCAAGAAGUUCAGAUUCAGACCUCGGGCUUCUUCUUGGUGGCUGGUGAUGCCCACGGUUGUAAGUAG